AUGUCAAGUGAUAAAAAUCUAAAAGAGUCCAUUAUCCCUUUCAAAAUAUCCCGAUUCCCCAACUCUGAAUCUCAAUUCUUGCAAACCAACCGAAAACAAAUCAAGCUGAGAUUGCCUUAUGUUCAUAGCCAAACCCAUCAUCCAACAAUAGAAACAGAUUUAUCUGGUAAAAAUUUAAAUUCCCCUCCAUCUGUAGACGAAAUGCUAAGUACAUUUAGAUCAAGACUCUCAGAACACUCCACAGAAUUACUCCCCAAAUUUGAAUCCAAUAUUGACUUGCUGAAAAGCUUAAAAUGAAAAUCCAGCUUAUCAGCUCCAAAAUUGCAUAAAGGGAAUAUUUUUAAAAACCUAAAGACAAUAAAACGGAAAAACAAAGAAGACACCAAAAUAAAUAGUAAAAAAUCUAAAGAAUCAAUAGACAUUUAUAAUAUUUUUGCUGGAAGCCAAAAUCAAGUAACGAAUAAUUUUGAGAAUUUUCAUGAAAUAGAAGAUUUUGAGUUUGAAAAGAAAAAAGAAGAAAAUUCAGCUUAUGGAUGCUGAUACAUAAAAAAUCCUUCAGGAACUCAUCCUAGUAGUCGAGAAGAAAGCCAAUUAGUUGUGUUGAAUAAAAAAGCUUAUAUUUUUGGAGGACAAAGCAGAAUAAAGCAAGGCGAUGUGAAAGAGCUCGACAUAAUUUCAUGGAGCUGAAGCAUUUUGUCAACUGAUUAUUCACCCCAUGGAAUUUCUGGGCAUUCUAUGGUAGCCUAUAAGCGAAAUCUUGUUAUUUUUGGGGGAACUUCAAGCCACAGUAAGAAUUUAGGAAUCCGAAGAUGCUCAAAUAAAAUUGGAAUUUUAUCAUUAAAAGAAAAUAAGUGGCAGUUCUAUAAAGGGGUAAAUGAUUGGCCAUCACCACGAAGAAACCACGCAGCUUCAUCAUUAGGAAGAGAUUUACUUAUAUACGGCGGUAUUAGCCAAGAAGGUGAAUUUCUAGAUGAUUUAUGAGUUUUUGACAUGAAAGAAAAAUCAUGGAUUUUCCCUGAAGUGGCUGCUCCUGAGUGCCCUUGUGAGUUAUCUCAUGCUACUUUAACCCCAGUUUUCCUUGAUAUGAUAAAAGAAGAUUCCAGUAUUUCUAUAUUAUCAGUAUCAAAAAACCAAAAAAGCAUUGAAAUUAAUAACAGUGGAUUUUAUUUAUUUGGCGGACACACAUAUGAUGGAGAAGCUAGUAAUAAAAUGUAUGGUCUUUAUAUUCGAGAAGGAAAAUUAUUGUGAUUAGAAAUUGCAGGCAAAGGUAAUGCGCCAGUGCCAAGAUAUGGACAUAGUGCUUGUGCAAUAAAAUUUAAAAUUUAUAUAAUUUUCGGCUAAAUUAUUGUAUUUUGUAUUUUUUAAGCACAAAUAAAAAAUAAUCAUUAAAUACAGAAUAUUUUUGGUGGGAGAAAUGAUUUAAUGUUUAAUACAUAUGGAGACUCCUGCUUAAACGAUUUAAAUGUAUUUAAUGUUGAAACUUUAACUUGGGAAACUAUACAGAUUCAUGGUGCGAGUCCUGAAGGAAGAUGGGGACACACAAUGGCUGGAUAUGGGACUAGAAUUUUGUUUUUUGGAGGCAUGUGUCAUAAGAAAUACAUGACGAGUGAUCUAUACUGUUUGGAGACCUGCAAAGAUAUAGCUGAAGACUUGCAUAAAACUGAUAGACCUAUUGGGAUGUUUGAGGUAAGUGGUGUUGCGAAGUUUGGAAUCGAAUUAAAAGCGCUGAUAAAUAAUUUAAUUAAACACAACUAA
Messenger RNA from Blepharisma stoltei, 1755 nucleotides. The record is from the annotation of a GenBank genome assembly. Lineage: Eukaryota; Ciliophora; Heterotrichea; Heterotrichida; Blepharismidae.